Molecule: messenger RNA, 366 nt
Organism: Iphiclides podalirius (scarce swallowtail)
Lineage: Eukaryota; Metazoa; Arthropoda; Insecta; Lepidoptera; Papilionidae
Source: the annotation of a GenBank genome assembly
AUGGCCUCCUUGUGUAGACAAAUUGUUCGGGCAAAUGCCUGCAGGAAUUUAGUUUUAUCAACUGCCCGACGUGGAUAUGCGGACAAAAUGAUGCCCGAUCCCAUGGAGCAUGCCACUGGUCUUGAGAAGAAGGAAUUGCUAGCAAUACAGUCUGGAAAUGAUGAUCCUUUCAACAUGAAAGUGUUGCAAAAAGCAGCAGGCACCCGUGACAACCCCACCCUAGUGCCAUCUUGCUUUGAUGCGCGCAUUGUUGGAUGCAUAUGUGAAGAACACUCCACAGCUAUCAACUGGCUAUGGGUACAUAAGAACCACCCACGCCGCUGUGAGUGCGGUCACUGGUACAAACUCAUAGAGAAGACACCUCUC